ACAGGUGGGGGCGUGUCUGUCCACUCUGAACUGCUCGCGGGUGAAAUAUUUGUAUAAAACCUGUAAUUUCUGUUUUUGUUUUUCUGCAGAAGCGUUUGAAAUGCUGAAAGACGCUGAGAAAAAGGGUGCGGAGAUUGGUCCCACCGCCUUUGACCACCUGAUCCGCACCCUGUUGUCUCAGGGAUUCAUUGAAGACGCCAUGGUUGUAAAGAAAAUGGCAGAGGCUCAGGUUCCGGGCUUCAAGCUGAGCGACAUUGCUAGCAGUUUGUUGAUCGUCUCUCACUGCAAGAAAGGCCAGGCUAAAGAGGGUCUCGAGAGGAUGAAGGCCAUGAUUCAGUUGGACCAAAUUCCCUUCAACCUCGCCAUCACCAGGUUGGUCCAGACCCUGGGGAGCCAAGGCGACGUGGCGGGGAUCCAGGAGGUGCAGUCGCUGGUCAACAGCCUCGGAACAAAUCUCAACCUGUCCUCCAUGGUGUUUGUCAACAACACCGCCUUGGCACACAUCAAAAACGGCGAUGUGGAUGCAGCCGUGGAGCUGCUGGAUGGAAUCUACACCGCUCCGAACUCCACCAACCCCAGCAUGGCCUUCAUCUUCAGAAAGCUCCUGGAGUCCGGCAACGACCAAGCUCUGGACAAACUGAGCGCCAUGGCAGAGCGUCUAGCCAAUCACUUCGCCUGCUACAGACCAGCUUCGGAUCUCUUCCUGCAGCUGCUGGAUCUGGAUAAAGUGGAGGAUGCUAAAUUCAUGCUGGCAGUGAGUAUCAGUGAAAGAGCAAAGAUAAACAUGAAGUUUAAUCCAUCAGGAGUAAAAUAUAGUUAAACAAACAGGCCCUGAUAAAACAUUGAUAAGUUAUGAAUAUGAAAGAUCAUAAAAGUCUUCUUUCAGGUUUAUUUGAUUCUAUUAAAGACACUUUUAUGAGAAUGACGGCUCCACGGUUUAGCCGAAAGCUCUGUUUCUGGAAAAGUCCCGCCCCUUCAACCAUCUCCGCCAAUCAUUCUAGGAUGCUUAAUCAUAUGUCAUCAGUCUGACCAAUCAAAAAGUGGUUAACGUCCUCACUUCCUUGUUCUGGUUCGGUCCAUGAAAUCUCUCCGUUCCAACAAAAUUAAAGCUAAAUCUCGUGUUUAGCGGUGUAGCUUCUCCUAGAAAAAAGUGAACGAAUUAAUGAAGCAUCUGUGUCAGUUUAAGCACUACAUCUCCCAUGAUGCAUUGGGUUAAAGUUACAGCGUCUCUUUACGUCUUUGGUCCAAGUCAUUUUUCUAACUAAAACCGUUUUCUAAUAAUGUCUGGAUGAAGAACAAAUUCAGUUUCAGACUUUUGAGAAAUUUGAAGUUAAGUUUAAAUUGAAGUAAUAACAAAAUAAAAGACACAGCGUUCAGGUUUAGUGGUCUAGAGACUCAUUUAAACUAAAAGGAGGCCAUUGAUUCAACCAAAAAGACAAAUCAAGGUUUGCUAAAGUUAACUUCUUGAUUAAGAUGAAAGAAAAACGAAUAAAAUUUCAACAUUUUCACUUUUUUAUAGUUAAACUGAAAAUGUAAAAUGUGUAAAAUGUAUGAAGCAUCCUGUGAUCAUUUAUUUGUAUAAAAACUAUAGUUACUCUGGAACAAACAUUUAAAAAAAAUAUUUAAAAAAUAAAUUACUGUUUCGAAAGAAUAUAUAAUUGUUUUUAUUCGUUUUUUCUGAUGUUAUAUGACUUUUCACAUGAAUAUACUGGAGGGAAAAAAACUAAUUUAGCAAAUUUUCAACUAAUUUAGUUAAAAAUAUAAUUGACAACAUUUAUUACAACAUUUUGGAAAAACAGAUGCAACUUCCAGCCUUUCGUGCCUCAAUUAUUACAAAACUGAGAUUGUGGAGAGACUAAAUAAAUACAGAGUUUCUCCUUUUUUUUACAUUUUUAAAUACUAGUUUGGCGUGUGAUUUUUGGCACAAAAGAGGUUGAAAAUCGCUGCUUUAUAGGAGCAAAAUAAAUUAUUUGAAAGUAAUGCGAGAAACUACAGUUUUAUUUCUGUUCCAUGUUUGGUAUAAUUUAUAGUUGACGUCUUAAACUUUAUCAGACAAUUUUUUUUUUUUUUUUUU
This is a messenger RNA of Oryzias melastigma (Indian medaka), 2074 nucleotides long. Its product is annotated as leucine-rich PPR motif-containing protein, mitochondrial-like. Bases 101 to 820 code for a protein of 239 amino acids. NCBI's taxonomy places the organism in Eukaryota, Metazoa, Chordata, Actinopteri, Beloniformes, Adrianichthyidae. Gene Ontology annotation, molecular function: protein binding. The transcript is spliced from 5 exons. The record is from RefSeq and is a predicted model, not a curated record.